Messenger RNA from Staurois parvus, 1833 nucleotides. NCBI's taxonomy places the organism in Eukaryota, Metazoa, Chordata, Amphibia, Anura, Ranidae. The record is from the annotation of a GenBank genome assembly.
AUGACUUUGGUGCUGCUUAAAAACAUUUCCAUAUAUUUAGCCAGCAAAAUAACCCAUUCCAAUGGCUUACUCUGUGAAUUACACAAGAUAAAACCAUUUUUUGGACUGAAAUCACGUUCAUUAAAUCUCAUCCCAUUCUCUACCCAAGCCUCCAACAACAAGGAUUCGUUUAGCUACAUCAUCAUUGGAGCUGGUUCAGCAGGUUGUGUAUUGGCCAACAGACUGUCUGAGAAUCCUGACAAUGCUGUCCUGGUUUUAGAAGCUGGACCCAAAGAUCUGCUCUUUGGCUGUAAAAGGUUGUCAUGGAAGAUACACAUGCCAGCUGCAUUAAUGUAUAACCUAUGUGAUGAUAAAUUCAAUUGGUUUUAUCACACUGAACCCCAGAAACAUAUGGACAACAGGGUGAUGUACUGUCCUAGAGGUAGAGUGUGGGGUGGCUCUUCCUCACUGAAUGCCAUGGUCUAUAUUCGAGGGCAUGCAGAGGACUAUAAUCGGUGGAGUGCCCAAGGAGCAACUGGUUGGGAUUAUGCUCAUUGUUUGCCAUACUUUAAGAAGGCCCAGACCCAUGAAUUUGGACCUGAUGACUACAGAGGAGGCAAUGGACCACUGCAUGUCUCAAGAGGAAAGACCAACCAUCGUCUUCACAACACAUUUAUUGAAGCAGCCAAGCAAGCAGGGUACCCAUUUACUGAGGAUAUGAAUGGCUAUCAACAAGAAGGAGUUGGCUGGAUGGACAUGACUAUAUACAAAGGUCAGAGAUGGAGUACAGCCAGUGCCUAUCUGCACCCUGCAAUGACCCGUCCUAAUGUUUCUGUAAAGGAGAAGACGAUAGUCACUAAAGUACUUUUUCAAGGACUGCGAGCCACUGGCGUGGAGUAUGUCCAGAAUGGACGAAAAAAAAAGGCAUUUGCAAGCAAAGAAGUAAUACUGAGUGGUGGAGCCAUAAACUCUCCCCAACUUCUCAUGUUAUCUGGAAUUGGAAAUGCAUCGGAGCUCACCAAAUUAGGAAUCCCAGUUAUCGCUCACCUUCCAGGUGUGGGAAAGAAUCUUCAGGAUCACCUGGAAGUUUACAUUCAGCAGAUGUGCAUCAAACCUAUCACUUUAUACAGAGCACAAAAACCUCUCCAGAUGUUGAAGAUUGGCCUAGAGUGGAUGUGGAAAUUCACAGGAGAUGGAGCAACAGCACAUUUGGAAACUGGUGGAUUCAUUCGAAGUGCUCCUGGUGUGGAACAUCCUGACAUCCAGUUCCACUUCCUCCCAUCUCAGGUCAUCGACCACGGGCGUGUGAGCCCAAAAAUAGAGGCCUACCAGGUACACGUUGGAACUAUGAGGGCAACCAGCGUGGGGUGGCUGAAACUUCGAAGUACUGACCCACGAGAUCAUCCCAUUAUCAAUCCAAACUACCUUUCUACUGAAAAGGACAUUGUAGAUUUCCGGCAGUGCGUGAAGUUGUCCAGAGAGAUUUUUGCUCAGAAAGCAUUCGAUGAAUUCCGGGGCCCCGAAAUACUUCCUGGUUCUAGUGUCCAGACAGAUGAAGAGAUUGAUGCUUUCAUUAGACAGAAGGCAGACACGGCCUAUCACCCAUCCUGCACCUGUAAAAUGGGGCAGCCGAAUGACACAAGUGCGGUUGUUGACCCAGAGACAAAGGUAAUAGGUGUGGAAAAUUUACGAGUUGUGGAUGCCUCUAUCAUGCCCAGUGUUAUAAGUGGGAAUUUAAAUGCACCAACAAUUAUGUUGGCAGAAAAGGCAGCUGAUAUCAUUCAGAGGAUUCCUCCUCUCGAGGAGCGAGAUGUAGGUGUGUACAGACCUCAAACCCUGGAGACUCAACGGUAG